UGCAGCGCGGCAGUAAAGCACCUGAGACACGCGCUAUAGCACGACAGCCGCCCCCGCGCCAGGGAAAGUCGCAUACUUACAGCGCUGAAAUGAAAAUGCACGGGCUAUUUAUGAAAAUGAACACACUGGACGUAUCUUACUUGGAUAUAUAAAGCUGUUAUUUUAAGCAGAAGGCUGUUGUUUUUGUUUCUUUCCUUUCAAGUGUAUCAUUAAUAUGCGUUUUUUAAUGGACCGUGAACACUUUCUUUCCACACUGGAGAUUUCGGAUACGCCGUUAAAUGUCAAACAGAUCAGCUGGCACGGCGUUCAAAGUGACUCAACCCCUCUGGAAUAAACUUUCCUGCAGCUGAGUGUGUGUGUGAGUGUUUGACAGCGAGAGAGACAGUUGGAUGUGCGCGCAUGAUGAGCUCGCGGCUGCUGCUGCUGGUGCUCGCGGCGCUCGCGGCGUGCCUGCGGUCUGGUCGCGCGCAGGAGGACCCUUUCCCUCCAUCUCUAGUGGAUUUAGUGAUGAACAGUCCAAUCUCAUCUGUAGAUGAUCUGAAGAGGCUUCUGGAUGUAGAAUCCGUAGAAGAAGAUGAUGAGAAGCCCGAGAAUGAGGUGCACUUUAACGGAACACACAGACGUCUUCCCAGAAGCCUUAACGUUCAGGUGGCCCAGCAGGCAAUGUGUAAGGUGAGAACAGAAGUUAUGGAAGUGACCCGUUCGAUGUUGGACAAACGGAACGCCAACUUCUUGUUAUGGCCACCGUGUGUGGAAGUGCAGCGCUGUUCGGGCUGUUGCAACACACGCAUUCUACAAUGCACUCCAGUCACCACAGAAACGCGACAUUUACAGAUGACAAAAAUACAGUUUAUCAACCGACAGCCAGUCUAUGAGAAGGUUGUCAUACCAGUGGAGGACCAUGUGACUUGUAGCUGUCAAUCACGUGUUUCUGCACAUCCCCCACGGCCCCAGGCCACGCCCCUUCCUCCGCCCAGACUCCACCCUAAAGUAACAUUACCGAAAACGCAAUCGAAAGAGGAGCUUCACCGCAAUGAUGAACUUAAACAUAAUCAAAGGCUCCAUUUGGAGGAUAGAGAGAGUCAAGAAGUACAAUGGCAGUCCAAAUACACAGACACACACACACAGGGCUACAGACAAAGCCCGUACCAACAUACACUUACACACACGCCAGCAUAUACAAGCAGAGGAGAUGUUCCCACCAGACCAACCACGUUAGGAGAUCCACACAUGAUGAGUGACACAACACAAACAGAGGAGGUCGAUCAUAUGAAAUCCGAAAACAGUGGCGACGGCAUGACGAAAAAGACGCAACAGCAUUAUGACAAACAUCCGCAAGAGGAUCAACAGACUAGACCAAAUCAAACGACACCACAGCGACCAAAAAACAGUCCUACCCACAAUUCCGUCCAAUCAGAGCACAGCAUGCCACACAGCAGCCAAUUAGACGGUCUUAGUCACACUUACAGCCACGUUGAGGUCAUCGGCCAAUCCAGCGGCUUAUCAGAAGUACUAAAUCAUCACUCUGAUCAAUCAGAAGUUAGAAAACAUCACCACCACCAAUCAGAAGCGAGUAAUCAAAAUAAGCAGGAAAGGGAACAGCAGCAAGAGGAAACACAACAUCAUCUUCGCCACCAACACCACAGACACCAUCAGCUUCACCAACAUACAACACAAGCGCUUAGCCAACAACAGACUAGCACACAAAGAACAGACCCUCCCACCACGCCCUCAGCCCCACAGACUCCGCCCCCUCUUCAGCCCCCACGGAAGCGCCGGCGGAAACACCGAAGGAGGAUGAGCAAGGCCUCCAUGAGAGCGAUGAUAAUGGUAAUGUCCUGAAGAACACCAAGACUUUGAACUGCUGCCAAAGUCCCAGGAGCAACCACAAAGCUGAGAGUCAGGGUGGAGACACACACACACAGGAUAUAGCAGAGACACACUGGAAAUAUCUUUAUAAUAACUGGAAAUGUCUUUGAUCUUUGCCAAAUAAGCUCCCAUGAACUACAUUUCCCAUCAGCCAUUGCAGUCAUUGGAGGCCACCAGUUCUGCAGUCUCUGCCCUACGGGAGUUGGUCGCCCUCAGGAUUUCCUGUGAGAAAGGACAUAAAAGGGAUUCCAUACGGACGCAAACACAGCCUGCCAAAUAGUGAGACUGUAUUUAAAACAACACCGUUACAGUCUGCCAAAUACACUUCACACUUCGGUCAGCACAACAACUGCUAAAUGCAGUGCAAUAUUGACUUGAACUACUGGCUGGCCAAGAACUGGCUCACAUCAGUGAUUAGCUACUUGGGGAAAGUCAAAGUAGCUUUCGAAUGCCAAUGAAUGAUGUAGACCUACUGUGGGUCGGGUUGGAAAACAACUAUGGACUAUUUAUCCACUGGAGGAACUACUGGAAUAGCAACUGGAAGAAGUUAAAACUGGAAUAUGUAACUGGAAAGUUGUGAGGACUCUAAAUUGGGACUCUCAAAGAGCAAAACAACUGGAGAUAUGAAGCUCAGGACUUCCAGAAAAGUAUAAAAUACAAAUAAAUAUUACAAAUUCA
Messenger RNA from Cyprinus carpio (common carp), 2547 nucleotides. RefSeq lists its product as uncharacterized. NCBI's taxonomy places the organism in Eukaryota, Metazoa, Chordata, Actinopteri, Cypriniformes, Cyprinidae. Gene Ontology annotation, molecular function: growth factor activity; platelet-derived growth factor receptor binding. Gene Ontology annotation, cellular component: membrane. Gene Ontology annotation, biological process: positive regulation of ERK1 and ERK2 cascade; positive regulation of protein autophosphorylation; positive regulation of MAP kinase activity. The record is from RefSeq and is a predicted model, not a curated record.